UUGCACUGGCAUUCAUUCAGUCGAUGCUCGGCUGAGUCGACUUCGUUCGCAACUCGGUAAUUGUGUUAGUUGCCACCGGACCACGUGGUCGCAGUCUCACGUAAUUGUGAUACUAAAUCGUAGUAUCUAAACCGUGACGUAUUUUUUGAACCCAUCUAAGUACAUUUUGUGUUCAACUCCUCUAUCUAUCUGCAUAACCGUGCUUAAAAAUGGCAUAUUCAGAUAACCCAAUAUGUCAUAAGAAAAUCGAUCCACACUUUGGAACCAAAGCCAUCCACGUGGGUCAAAAUCCCGAUCAAUGGUCAUUCAAAGAUGUCGUUCCUCCUAUUUCAUUAACUACUACUUACAAACAAUUUGGUCCUAACGAUCAUGCAGGAUUCGAUUACAGUAGAUGCAGCAAUCCAUCUCGAAUGGUUUUACAACAAUGUAUUGCUUCCCUUGACUGCGGCAAUCACAGUUUAACUUUUGCUUCUGGUCUGGCCGCUACUACAGCUGUAGUUCAGUUGUUGAAAUCUGGCGAUCACAUUUUGUGCGGUGACGAUAUGUAUGGUGGUACCAAUCGUUAUUUUUCCAAAAUUGUCAAGAAAUUCGGAGUGACAUUCACAACAACCGACAUGACAAAUGAAAAAAACAUCGCGAAAUUAAUUUUGCCAGAAACUAAGUUAGUAUGGAUGGAGAGUCCUACAAAUCCGUGUAUGAGAGUUGCAGAUUUGGAAGCUAUUGCAACGAUAGUUCAUAAUAUACGAAAAGAUAUUAUCGUAUUGGUCGAUAAUACUUUCCAGACUCCUUAUUUUCAAAGACCUCUUGAAUUAGGUGCAAAUAUUGUGCUUUACUCGCUGAGUAAAUACAUGAAUGGUCACUCCGAUGUAAUAAUGGGUGCUCUUGUCUUAAACGAUAAAGAAUUAUACGACCGUCUUGCCUUCAUUCAGAACUCUUGCGGUAUUAUGUCGUCGCCGUUCGACUGUUAUUUGGUCAACCGUGGCCUGAAGACAUUGCACGUGCGCAUGAAGGAGCACAUGACAAACGGGCUAGCCGUGGCACGGUUCCUUGAACAGCAUCCGCUAGUCGAGAAGGUUUUACACCCCGGUUUGCCAUCUCAUCCACAGCAUGCGGUGGCAUUGCGCCAGGCCAGCGGCUUCAGUGGCAUGUUGUCUUUUUACAUCAAAGGUGGUUUGCCUGAGGCUACUGCAUUUUUACAGGCCGUGAAAGUAUUCUGCUUGGCCGAGAGUCUCGGUGGAUUUGAAAGUCUGGCUGAUCAUCCAGCAACUAUGACUCACGCCUCGGUGCCAGAAGAUGAACGAAUAGCCUUGAACAUCUCGGACAACUUAAUUCGUUUGUCUGUAGGAUUGGAAUCCAUAGAGGAUCUUAUUGCCGACGUCGACCAAGCUCUAAAAGCUUCAGCCAAGAAAUAA
This is a messenger RNA of Sipha flava (yellow sugarcane aphid), 1412 nucleotides long. RefSeq names its product putative cystathionine gamma-lyase 2 (gene Cth). NCBI's taxonomy places the organism in Eukaryota, Metazoa, Arthropoda, Insecta, Hemiptera, Aphididae. The coding region runs from base 210 to 1412 and encodes 400 amino acids. The transcript is spliced from 7 exons. Gene Ontology annotation, biological process: transsulfuration. Gene Ontology annotation, molecular function: pyridoxal phosphate binding; cystathionine gamma-lyase activity. The record is from RefSeq and is a predicted model, not a curated record. Gene Ontology annotation, cellular component: cytoplasm.